Messenger RNA from Micromonas pusilla CCMP1545, 440 nucleotides. RefSeq lists its product as uncharacterized. Gene Ontology annotation, cellular component: U5 snRNP; U4/U6 x U5 tri-snRNP complex; U4 snRNP. Gene Ontology annotation, molecular function: RNA binding. The record is from RefSeq and is a predicted model, not a curated record. Gene Ontology annotation, biological process: spliceosomal snRNP assembly; mRNA splicing, via spliceosome. The transcript has 3 exons. Lineage: Eukaryota; Viridiplantae; Chlorophyta; Mamiellophyceae; Mamiellales; Mamiellaceae. The coding region runs from base 54 to 326 and encodes 90 amino acids.
CGGCGGCGAUCCAAACGGCGAAGUCCGCGGAGCGCGCCUAGACAUCGCGCGCCAUGGCGACUAAAGUCCAGCGCAUCAUGACGCAGCCGAUCAACCUGAUCUUUCGGUUCCUGCAGACGAAAGCUCGGAUCCAGAUCUGGCUGUACGAGAACACCGACGUCGUGGUCGAGGGCCGCAUCAUCGGUUUCGACGAGUACAUGAACCUCGUGCUCGACGACGCGGAGGAGGUGAACAAGAAGAAGGGGACGAAGAAAACCGUCGGGCGGAUAUUGCUCAAGGGUGAUAACAUCACGAUGAUGCGGAACCUCACCGCGCCCGCGACGUGAGUGAGAUCCCCAGUACGAGACGCGCGUCCGCGCACUCUCGGAGCGCUCCGCCCGCACCGCAGUAGUUCCCUAGUCGUACAUGAUAUAAAAAUACACGCCACGCCGCUAUUGUGC